AGUGAGAGCUUUGCGAUUGGGAUAUUGGAAGCUGGUGAUUGUGAGGUCAAGUCAAGGUACUGCAGUUUUGAUCUUUGAUUUUCCUGCAAGAAAACCAUGACGGUGGAAGAUAUGAUAAAAGCAGGACGCAGACUGUUUGAGGGCAAUGUUUCGCUGCGGUGGCGCCGCAGGUCCCGGCGCGCUCUGUUCCUGCUGCUCGUUAUGUCGGCGCUGGUGCUGUACGUGGGCCCGGGCCUGCUGCGCUGGCUGAUGCGGCCGCCGCCGCCGCGACUCUCCGUGCCGCUGCCCAACGUCCACACGUCGUCGGACGGCGCGCCACAGUGCAUCCCUGAGCGGCUGUACCCGUUCGAGGCGGAGCUCGGACGGCUGGACUCUGUGGUGUCGCGCGUGCCGCCGCAGCCCGGCGACCACCAGCACCUGCCCUACGUCGGCAACGGGUUCGUGGCGCUGGCGGCUCGCGCCGACUCGCCGCUGUACCUGCGCGACCAGCGCACGCUCAACGUCAGCGUGCCGUUCCUGGCGGUGGUGAGCGCGCGGCUCGAGGGCGCCGCCGCGCCGCCGCACGAGGCCGUUCUGCUGCAGUACGCCGGCGGCGUGGUGCAGCGGCUGCAGUGCUACCCCCUGGCGGAGCGGUCGCUGGACGUCACGUACAAGUACCUGGCCCACCGGAUCUCGCCCGGAGUGCUGGUCCAGGACAUCAAGGUGCGCAACCCGACCGAGACGGACCACAUGCUGGAGCUGCAGCAGCAGGGCGUCUUCCAGUGGGAGGGAGCCACCGUCCGACACGACAGGGUCGUGCACGGCCAGGACAGCCACCCGUACGUGGUGGUGACGGGCGUGGUCCGCACACAGGACCUAAAGUUCAUCGGCGUCGUGGUCGUGUCGUCCACCGUGCCGGGCAGCGUGGCGGUGAAGGCCUCCAGCCUGGCCUCUGUGCGGAUCAUCACCUCGGUCAACUACACCGAGCCGGCGGCCAGCGACCAGGAGGCGCGGCAGGGCAUCGGCCGGCUCGGCCUGGAGCGCGCCGCCGUCUCGGCGUACACUGAGGCGGUGUCAGAGGACCCCAGUCGGCUGCUGAGCGCCCACGUCGAGGUCUGGCGCCGCCUCUGGACCUCCGGCUUCUCCAUCUCACACUCGCUGGCCGAUGACGUCAUCAACGGCGACGUCAUUAACGCCACGCUGUACUACGUCAUGAGUCAGGCGCGCGCGCCCCUGCACGAGAAGACGACGGACGUGGCCAGGCUGCAGGAGCACGCCGCCUACCUGCAGUACACGGAGGGGUGCUUCGGCGACAAGCUGCACAGUCUGCAGGCGCGCCGGCUCUGGUCGCCGCUGCAGACGGUCGCAGACGUGCUCGAGACGGCCAACCUGUGGCUGCUACUGCUCGAGAAAAAGGGCUGCCACAACAUGCUGGGCGCGGGCGCCGACGGCGUCAUGCAGGCGAUGAUCCUGAGUAUGGGCGCGCUCAAGUUCUCCAACCAGCACCUCGAGUUCGGGAUGGAGCCCAAGGAUAUGCACAGAGACUACGUGUUCAGGCGGGUGAACUUUGGUAACGCCACUCACGUGACGAUCCGCGUGGCGGUGGACGACAACAACAAGGCCAACCUGUUCGUGUCGCUGGACCGCAGCGACCGCUCCUACUUCGGAUGCGACGCCGGCUGCCUGGACGCGCCCGUCAAACUGGGGCCGGAGCCGACCCGUUUCCCGGUGAAGCUGACCGACCCGCCGACGGCGGUGCUCUACAUCACCCCCGAUUGGCAGCACCUCGAGGAGCUCAAGCACACCAUCCACGUGAAGGAGGUCAGCCUCGCGCCGGCACACGACCACCACCUGAUGGCGCUGCACCGGCACGGCCACGCGCUGGGCGGGCUGCCCACCUUCUUCUGGGUGACCAUCUUCCUGCUGAUCGGCGUGUUCCACCUGUUCCUCAUCAAACUCAUCAUCAACGAGUAUUUUGGCGGCGACAAGACCUUCAGGACGCGAUCGUACCGCCGCUCCGGAUCGCAAAUACUCGGACUAUCGGUGAAGGUCCGCUGAGGCGAUGGGGCCGCCUCCGACCCGCCUCGGGUCCCGUCUGGCCGCGCUGGUCCCGGCCGGCACCGCCGCCGCCGCCACCCCUGCCGCGGCUCUCAGUAAGACGACAUCAGGACGUACCACGGGUGUGGUGCACGGGUCGGCUGCGCUGUGGACGUGUCCGAGCGGCCGGUGAGCGCGCACCAGGGAGUGACUCGGUCAGUGGUCAGUGGUCGGCGGAGGACUGCUGUCGGGGGGACCGGAGAGGGGCGGUGGGGCCGCCGGCAGACCGCGGGUCCGUCCCCUCCCUGCGGUCAGUGUGGGACGGCAGACCGCGGGUCCGUCCCCUCCCUGCGGUCAGUGUGGGACGGCAGACCGCGGGUCCGUCCCCUCCCUGCGGUCAGUGUGGGACGGCAGACCGCGGGUCCGUCCCCUCCCUGCGGUCAGUGUGGGACGGCAGGCCGCCGGUCCGUCCCCUACCAGCGGUCAGUGUGGGACGGCAGACCGCGGGUCCGUCCCCUCCCUGCGGUCAGUGUGGGACGGCAGACCGCGGGUCCGUCCCCUACUGCGGUCAGUGUGGGACGGCAGACCGCCGUUCGAUGGAAGAUGACUCAGUGAGCGCCCUGCAGACCGUCCGACCGCCGGACCGACUCGGCGAUAGUGGCGGACGGGUGAGCGGGCAUCGAUUCACGUGAACCACAGGAGUGUGUGGAACUAAGCUGCAUUAUAGUCGUGUGUUGUUAUUUAUGACGGUUACCGUCGGGUGUUACGAGCCAGUCCGUGUGAUUUGGGAUAGUGGGUGAUCGGGUAAAGGGCAGUAGUGCGGUGAGGGUAACAGGGUGGUACAACUGUACCAAUGGCAGCACGCAGUGGGGAUUGUGUGUGAUCGGCACCUGGACGCGACUGGUCGCACUGUGCUGCCCCGGGCCCAGUGGACUGAUAACUGUGGACUGGCCGGGGCUGGGACCCCGGGCCCAGUGGACUGAUAACUGUGGACUGGUCGCACUGUGCUGCCGCGGGCCCAGUGGACGGAUAACUGUGGACUGGCCGGGGUGGGGACCCGGUCCAGUGGACUGAUAGCUGAUAACUGUCCGGUGGGGUCCGCGGCUGCUGGCCGGCCCAGUGGGCUGCCUAUCCGUCCGGACGAUGCCAGCCUUGAGCGCUAUGUGCCGGGUGUUUCUCCUGCGCCGUGUGAGCUGCUCUGCGUUGGACAGGUAGGUAGCCUGUGUGUGGUGAAUACGCCAACCGGCGAAUGCUGGAUACUUAUUCCGCGCUUGGCGGAGAGCUAGCCCGCUUUGGGAGGAUAUUUAACAUAGUAGGCGACCAUUCCACUACGAUGGGUGGGCUAUGUUACGGCGUUUGGGGAUAUCGCGUGUGACUGGCAGUAUUCCACUGCGCUAAGAGGCUAUGCGCCAUGCCGAGCGAACGUCUCCCACAUUAAGCCGGAUCGGCCCGGGAGAAGCGAUGUUCCCUCACUGGAGGACAGGACUCUCCGGCCCGAGCCACAGCAGCGCCCGGCCCCAAUCCGUGCCUUGUGCCCCGAGCGCCGCGAUGUGAUAGCCCGGUGUGGUCCG
Amphibalanus amphitrite is the source of this 3587-nucleotide messenger RNA. RefSeq lists its product as uncharacterized. The coding region runs from base 97 to 2037 and encodes 646 amino acids. The transcript has 15 exons. Lineage: Eukaryota; Metazoa; Arthropoda; Thecostraca; Balanomorpha; Balanidae. The record is from RefSeq and is a predicted model, not a curated record.